This is a messenger RNA of Corvus hawaiiensis (hawaiian crow), 4006 nucleotides long. RefSeq names its product basic helix-loop-helix transcription factor scleraxis-like. Gene Ontology annotation, molecular function: protein dimerization activity; RNA polymerase II transcription regulatory region sequence-specific DNA binding; DNA-binding transcription factor activity, RNA polymerase II-specific. Gene Ontology annotation, biological process: developmental process; regulation of transcription by RNA polymerase II. The record is from RefSeq and is a predicted model, not a curated record. NCBI's taxonomy places the organism in Eukaryota, Metazoa, Chordata, Aves, Passeriformes, Corvidae.
UGCGGGGCGGCGGGGGCGCGGCGGGCGCGGGGCAGGCGCGGGGGGCCGCGGGCGCGGGGCGGCGGCGGCGGGCGCGGGGCGGCGGGGCGGCGGGCGGCGGCCAACGCGCGGGAGCGGGACCGCACGCACAGCGUCAACACGGCCUUCGGCGCCCUCCGCAGGCUCAUCCCCACCCGCCCGGCCGACCGCCGCCUCUCCAAGGUGGAGACGCUGCGCCUGGCGUCCAGCUACAUCUCGCACCUGGCCAACGUGCUGCUGCUGCAGCAGCGCCGGCAGGACGAGGCGGCGGCCACCGAGCAGCCCUGCCCGCAACCCUGCCCGCAGCCCUGCCCGCAGCCCGCUCAGCCCCCGCAGCCCCCGCAGCCCUGCUCGACACCAGGCGCCUCCGCGCCUCGGUCCAUCUGCACCUUCUGCCUCAGCGACCAGCGGCAGCGGCACCGAGAAAGAGAGAAACCAUCAACUGGUCCUGCCGUAACCGGACUCUGAACAGGCUGAGGGUCUCUCACCGCUCCUGCUCUGACUGUACCACUGCUCUGGGUAACAUCGCCUCACUCAUGCUGCAUGUUUACGUUUAAAUAGCACAGUCCUAAAAGAGUUACUUUUUAAGCCUAUGCACUUUGUUUCAUACGGUGAGAGGUUUAUUCAGGGUGUUUUGCAAAUGAAAUUCAUUGCCUCUGUUAAGACGGUUGCACCUGGUGUGGCAGCUAUUUUAGCGCGAGAAAUGUUAAACCUCAGCAGCCAAGCCCUGAUCCUGAUGCCUCCUAAACCUGUGUCGCAUGAUGAAACUUGAACUUCCAAACACACAGUGUCCCCUGUCAGGGGAAGCUGUCAUGAACACGCCGUGCCCUCCGCCUCCAGCCCAGCCCGGGCUGCACGCAGCGCUGCCGCCCACUCCUCCAGCCGCACGCCAGUCCUUGGGGACAGGGGCUGAUGCCGACAGCUGACAUGCUUGAGAGGUCUCAACGAUGCUGGAAGAUUAUUUUGAGGUGGUCACACAAAGUCGGAAAACUUCCAGUGAAAGCAGCACCGUUGGCUGUGCACAGGCACAGCAGCCCAGCGGCACGGGACGUAGCCAGCACAGGAGAGGAAAGGGGAGAAGUGCAGUGUAAGCGAAGCUCUUUUCUUAUUAACAGUGCGAGUCAUGCCAGUCCUUUAAAUAGCACGGGAUACUCCUAAAUCUGUCUGGCAAGCACGGGGUAGGAGGGUUUCCCAAGGGCUUUUACCCAUCGCCCAGGUCGUUCCCAAAUUGUGUCUGUACAUCAUUGAGGUUGUUUAUCUCCCCUCAGUUUACUAACUUGCAUAUUUUUUUCAGAAGUAACUCUAAAAGGCAAAUAAGCAUGUUAUGUUUUCAGUUUUGGACAUUAGUGAAACAGCAGGCUAAAAUCUUAAACCCCAGUAAUGCUGGAUUCUAAGAAACACAGAGAUAGGUUAAUUUUGCAAUGUUUUUAUAGCUAUUUAUAAUAUAAUUAAUUAGGCUUUAAUUAAUCUUAACUUGUUACUUUGGGAGGCACUCUGUACUCUUUUAAAAGCUUGGUAAAAGCUUGGUAAAAGCUUGCUGUGCCGCUCUGAGAAGUGCUGCAAAGAAAACUUGUCUCCUUUUCCCUCCCCUGGUGCCCUCUGUGCAGUGCUCCUGCCUUGCUGCUUUAGCCAAACGUGAGGGCUGAACAAGCAGCCCUGUGUUGUUCACUUUCUUUUCUGUAGAGAGUUUUCUCUUCUUCCCCUACAUAAAUGCAAAGGAAAUUCUGGCAGUCAUUAUGAAGAACUUGGGAAGAGCAAGGUUGUGGUGUACUCCUCACACAACUUCAUGUAUUUAGUUUCCCUUCUCCCCUCCUCAAUGCACAGUGACCACCUUUUCUUUAGCACAACGAGGAAAAAUCUGCUGUACCUACAGAAAUGCAAUUAACUCGUCCUUUGAAUUCUAACAAAGAAAAACACCCAAGCAAAGUCCCACAUCACGUCAGUCUCUUCAGUUAUUAAAAGCUACAAGCUGUAUUUUCCUGGAUUGAAAGUUUUUUUGUUCUUAGAAGGUUUUUAUCAUCAAUCUUUUUUUAACAGGGAACUUUAAAUUGCUGCCAGAUUAUGGUCUUUGUUUGCUUUGGCACUGAUUCGUGAAGCUGGAACUCUUUACAGCUUCACACAAAGAGUUUUUUAAUUUUUGUGUUGUGUCGGCCUGCGUGUGUGGGUUUAGAGAUUUACAAACAUCUUCCUGGAUUUUUUUUUUAAUUAUUUGAAAACAUUUGUAUUUUAAAAAGUUGUUUGCUCUACAAUUAAAGCUGAUCUUGCAGUUAGGCCCUGCAUUCUCAUGAACUCAUUAAACCAAAGCAUCUGAUGUCUUUAUAGACAAUUAACACUAAUUUAUUCGUUUAGCUGUAUCAUUUCAUAUGAUACUCUAAAAUGCCAAAACACAAAGCAGUUCCAAACAAUUUUAGGAAAAUUUUGCAUUGAGUAUGCUCUGAAUUUUGAAAUUUGUAAGAAAGACAAUAAAAUUAUUUAUUUAUAUUUUAUUAGUUUUAAAGAGUUUUUAGUGUAGUUCUUGGCAAAUGAAGUAUAUUUGGAUUUAACAGGAUAUAUUUAUAUUUAGCUAUUAAAGGAAAUGAGUACAAAAUGUGAGGUCCAUUUUUGUACCAAAGUAUGAGCUGAAAACUCAUUACUCUCAUGAAUAAUUUCUACAAUCCUCUAGGAGUUUGGUGUUCUCCCUUUAAAUGUGAUUUUAUGUCCCUAGUUUUGUAAAGGGUUUAUGCAAAAUGCUUUUCAAUGACAAGAGCAGGAGCAGGCCCUUGCAACGUGGCCUUCUCCCCUGUUUAAAUGUGGCUCAGCGUAACAUUAAAUUCUUCUCUCUUUACUCAGGAUAAACUGUUGAAUUCAGCUGGGCUUGAAGAUUUUCUCAGGGUUUCAAUUACUAAAUAAUUCAGGAAUUUCAGUAACACUGAUUGAUCGUGGCAGAAAUUAGACCCCAGAGCACUGUGGCCCAAAUAUUUGUGGUAUAGACAGAUAAUAUCUAUCUAAUUAUAACAGUGAUUUCUCUGAGGAACAUUUAUAUAUACGUGUAACUCUAUGUAUUUAAAUGAGGAAAACUGGGGACAAAUCCUUAACUUUGCUGAAAUUUAUUUGUAAUGUAAAACUUCUCUAACCCCAGGAGCAAAAAAAAAAAAAAAGAUACAGGAUUGAGCUGUUACUCUGUAAUGGGUUUUCUAUAAAUCAAGGGAAAAAGAAUUUAAUUUCUGGAGACACAGAUGAAUUGAGGGCUCAGAUUGCAUGUAUAAAGAGCUCAUCAUCAUUAGGUGUUUUAUUGAGUUUUUACUGUAUGAGCUUGUGUGUCUUUUCAGUCCUAUUUUUUAAAUCAUGGUGCAGCGUUAUUCAUGGCAUGCACAAAUAUACAAGUCAAAAUCUUGAGAGUGUCUGAGAGCAAGUACCUUUCUUGAUGGUGAGGCAUUGGAAUGAUGUGAGUUCUUCCAGAGGUGCCAAACAGCCUCUUGUUCUGCAGAUACUGGGGUUCUGACUUCUUUGUGAGUGCAUUCUGUUUGAGUGUACGAACAGAGGCGUGCCUGAUGCCAAUCGCAGCUUUGUUUUCCUGUAAACACUUGGCUAUUCAAUUUACAUGAUUCAUGAAUAAAGCAGAAACUGUGAGAUAUACACCAUUUGGUCUCAGAUCCUAUUAAAUUAUAGUUAAAAUAAUCCAAGCAUAGUACUUUGUAUAAAUCAUUGUACUUAGCCUGCUACAUCACUGUAUAAAAACAGCACGAAGUAAAGUGAAUAAAUCAUGUUGUUUGAUUUUACUGGUUAAGUUUAAAGAAGCAUUUGAACAUAGUUCUUGGUUAUUUAUGAAUUAAUCAUAAUGUAAGUCAAAGUAGUUUCAUAUGUUGGCUUCUAUUUUCAUUUCUGUUCUACAAAACAGAAGUUUCCUUUCGUGGAAAAUCUGCUUCUUUACAAAAAUCUGUAUUUGUUUGCAAAAUGUGAUUAUAUUUGCUAAAAUAAACAGUAUUUUUGUUACUAAUUUAAACAAUAA